UCAUCUUUGUGUGUGUGCGGUUGGGGGAGGGGAGGUGUGCAAAAAAGGAAAAAAAAAAGAGAGAAUUUGCGAUUUUCAGGUGAUAUCUGCUCCGGGGAUUGACACCUCUCGCUACUGGGGAAAGGGAAGGAGCCUCCUCCACGUGUUUGCUGCUUCAGUCACCAUUCAACGCUGCCCGAGUGAGGUCCCUUGCCUCUCGGCGUCCGCUGCCCUUCGCACGAAAAGGUUGCGCGCUCAAACUACUACUACUACUACUACUCCCGGUCGAGACAGUGGGUCACCGUGUGCAGUUGCUUGCUUUGCCCGUUUUGAAGCAUAAAUUAUAUUGCAGUGCCAUCACUUAUCUUUGCGCCAUCGUUUGCACUUGAAAGGAUGUUAAAUAGUUACCUGACUUCAUCUUGUUGAUGUACAUACUUUGAUUGAAGCACGUUGACAAGUGGCUUUCAAUUGCAAUAUCUAGAAAGUUAGUUAACUAAUAAACGAUAUCCGCUAAAAUUAGAAAGAACUUCUAAUCCAAUUCCAGAAUGAAACAUUUAAAGAGACAAAUACAUGCCAAACAACAGUUGAACUGAAUCUUUCAGAAACUAGAACAGAACCCAAAAGACGUCUUGAAAGUCAGUUGUUUCAUCUCAAAAUUAUCAGGAAGAAAAGCUAAUCAAGCAAGAGGAAACCUGAAACAUAAGCCAACAAAAUCGGUCACAGGAGCAGCAAACAAAAACAACGCCUGACUAUGCGAGUCCUUUUGGUGUUGGCUUUUACUCCUUCGACAUCUUUGCCUUCUUGUUCUUAUCCUUCUUCUGCAUCUCCUUCUUCUUCUGUUUCUUCCUCGCCGUAAACCUGGUGUGCCAACAGCCGGAAAAUAUGGAGAUUAGCAAAGGCGCGCAGAAGUUUAUAAGGCUGGUGGUCCUGCCUUCUCUCUUCUUAGCCACGAUUGCAGGAUGCCAAGGGCUGAAGGUGAAGAAUGUAGUCGUGCCGUCACACGAAGUCAAGGGCAAGAGAGUCGAGCUGGAGUGCAACUACGAACUGGACGGAGAUCAGCUUUACUCAGUCAAAUGGUACAAAGGCAUCAAGGAAUUCUUCCGCUACGUCCCAGCUGAUUCACCCCCCAUGCAAGUCUUCGACCUGCCGGGGGUUAACGUCGAUUUGGACAAGAGCAGUGACCGUAAAGUUGCCCUGAAGGAGAUAUCCUUGAAGACUUCGGGGAAAUACAAGUGCGAGGUAUCAGCAGAAGCCCCUUCCUUCCACACGGACUCAGGAGAAGGAGAACUUCUGGUCGUGCAUAUGCCAGAGAAAGACCCGCACAUUUCGGGCAUCCGGGAUCAGUACCACGUCGGUGACCUAGUACAGGUGAACUGCACUUCCUCUCCCUCCAAGCCAGCUGCCUCUCUCAGGUGGUACAUCAAUGACAAACAGGCUGAAAGCUCAUCUCUGGUGGACCACGCCCCCGUCACAAACUCCGAAGGCCUAGAGACGUCCAUAUUGGGGCUCCGCUUCCGAGCCCGCAUGACCCACCUCCGUCAGGGUCAUCUGAAGUUACGUUGUUCUGCAACUAUCGCCGCUGUCUACUAUCGAGAAAAUACCAUGUACGUCAGGGCGUACCCAUCUGACCGUGGAGAGCCACUGGAGAGCCGAGGAAUGUUUACAGGCAGCGCAGUGCCAGCAUCAAGAGCGAUGGCGGACAGCGUGGCCCUCUUGACGAUUAUUGGCCUGGUGGCAUUGAGGUAACAGCUGCCGACGUUGCAACCAUUAAAGUUUAUAACCCCAAGAGUCGCACCUCCUACAUUCCAGGUACGACCUGACACGCGAUGUCGAUGACUGAAAAAAUCUACACGGGAAUAAUCAUCUCCUCUGGAAGUCCUCCUCUUUCUGCCGAAGGAUAUGAUUAAAAGUGCCAAAAAUCUUUUCUCUUUUGAGUGUGAAAUGGUAAGAAAAGAAAUGUAGACUUUAAUCUUAGGUUGAAUUAAACAUUUAACCUGAAAUGUGAUGGUGACUUAAUUAUUGGAUGGCUUUCAGAAAAUGGUGUUAAAUUGGUUGUUUCUACUUUUAAGGCCGAAUUGUUAAGUUUUGAACGAGAAGAAUUGCAUUGGAACGCUAAUGCCAAUUAGAAGUGACAAGUGCUGUUAAUGUGGGACUGUGUUCUGUGCUGAUAUUGACGUUCUGAAGAAUGAGUAAAUAAAUACUUAGAUAUAAAUUACUAAAUAAAUAAAAGUCUUGAAACCAAUGGUGAACUUGAGUACUCACUCGUAAGUAUUUGAUGGAUAUUAUGAUUAUACGAAAAACCAUGAAACUCAAAUCAUGACUUAACUGACUGUGAAAAAAAAAAAAAAAAAAAAAAUGAAAAUUACCUCUACAGAACGUUUGGCAGAAUGUGCGGAAAAAUAAAUACGAUAAAGGCCUAGUGAAAUUACCCGCUUUUUUUUCUUUUUUAACCCUGCUGUGAUAUCCAUAGCAAUGGUUUUAGUGCUCCCCCUCCCAACUGCCCCUCCACCCUCCAUCUCUCGGUCCCUCUAUUUUGGAACAAUAUUAGCACGAGCCGGGAACCUCCGGCGAUAACUUUAAUAGGGGGGCCAUAUUCUGUACGCCUUUGCAGAGAGUGCAUCAUGCUUGGUAUGGUCGGGCAGAGAUGGGGGGGAGGCGGAGGAGAGGGGAAUGGCGGGGUAUAAGCUGGGGUUGGGGGGAGGGUAGGUUACGGUCGACCUGGCUCUCCUCCAAACAAUAACCACCGUAGGCCAUCAAGAGACCCCAGAGGAGACAGCUCUGGCCAGCGGUCAGGUCAUAGCGGGAGUCGAUUCGGGUUAUUCACCGACUGUGCUCGAAUAUAACUCCUCGGGACUUCGACCUACUCCUUUAACCAGAAGCUUUUGAAAAGAGAGAGGAACUUUUGAGGACCAGGUAUUCUCAAGUCAUGCUUUAGAUAAUUUUUUUUUUUGCCUUGCAAAAAUGUAGCCAUUGUGGUUGUAAACCCUCAAGAAAAGUUUGCAUCGUGAAGGAAUUGCAGUGUUUAUAAUCGAUGAGAGAGCUUUUUCAUUUUGAAAGUGUAGGAACCUUUCAGUGAUUCAGCUUUCCAGGAUUUUGGAAAUAUGGUAGGAUACCCGCCAUCUGAACGGCGUGCAUGAUAAAGUUGCCUGCGUUGAUAAAGGUUUCUACUGGAAUUAAUUGACGCAAUUCAGAAAUAAAACAAUCCUACUGCUUCUAUUCUGAUAUAUUCGUAUCCAUGAAAAAGACAAUAGCGUAUUUUGUUAAAGACGUUGUACUAUGUUACAUAUAAAAAAGUCGAUUGCCAACCGCCGCCCCUCACAACCAACCCCCCCCCCCCCAAAAAAAAAAAAAAAAGACUGCAGACUUUAAAUGUAAAAUAAAGCGCCUAUGAAAACAUUUGGUAAAUGAAUAUUGUGUAACACUGACAGCACUGACAUGAUAAGAAGCAAUGCGUUAGUUAAAUGGAAGACCUGGAGGGAGGGGGAAGAAGCGGCGGCCAAAGGUCAAUUUUUAUGCCAAUUCUGGCUAUGCCAGUCAGACGAUGGCACCACGGUCAGUAUUUGACAAGGAUUGUACGCGUUCCUCCGUCAAUCCCUUUGACCCACCCCCUAACCCCUCGUCCAUCCUCGACAAUACCUCGGCUAUGAUCCCCCCUUUAUCGAUUGCCGAAUCUGGUCUCGUUUUGGCCCGGGGAUCAGUGACAUCCUGAUAUUAAAGCGUAUCUGUCUCAAGGUGCGCUUACGGAAGACGCAUGACCUUCUACUCAAAAGGAAGUUUCUUCUAUAAAGCCCUGCUGAUGUUUAUCAAUGGUUUGUCAGACAAAAGUUUGUCACAAACGCUAACUUACACGGCACAGCGUCUUUAGACAAACGUCGAGAUUUUCUCUCGCUGCGUAAGAUGUGCUUUGAACCUAUUUCUUAUUGCUCAAGUAAACUAAAAUGAUUGAGGGUCACUGAAACGGAAAAAGGAUUAGCCUGCCGUGCCGGCAGUGAGCAAAAAUGAGGAGGAAAAUGGCAGUUUGCGGAGCGGAGGUGAGUCAUAGAGUUGAUAGAUAAAGCCGAUGGCAUCUCAUUCACAAAGCAGAAUCCUCCUCUUGUGUUUGUCCUGAGUCAAAGGCACCAUACGUGACCUGGGGCCGAGUGCAUCUCCUGAUAUACGGAAAUAAACCUUAUGACCGAAGAGUAUCAAGGCUCAGUAUUGAUCGUCGACAACUGGUCGUCUGAGAAGCUUAUGAACAGAUUUCAGCAGAGGAUAAUGUCAGCUACCGAGAAGAUCCUCGUUGAUGAAAGGUAGCAUCGCGUUGCCAGUUUUGUGUCUGGGGAACACAGAAGCAUUUCCCCAUCGCUAAUGCUCUCCAAGAACUUAAUUGAGAAAGGUCGUCUGCAUAGCUCAGAUAUACUUAUAAAUGUACUCAUGCAUUGCAGGAAUGCAUAAAUUACCUAUAGCCUCUUUCUCUCUCUCUCUCUCUCUGUCUCUCUCUCUCUCCCUCUCUCUCUCUAAGCGCUUUUUCCUCUCCAACAACUCACCCAUUUCUUCAAAAAUCUACUGACUAUUUGUAUGUACAUAGAGAAUCCACAUUAUAUAGAGUCGCUUUU
Molecule: messenger RNA, 4574 nt
Organism: Macrobrachium nipponense
Lineage: Eukaryota; Metazoa; Arthropoda; Malacostraca; Decapoda; Palaemonidae
Product: cell adhesion molecule 2-like
Exons: 7
Coding region: 862-1725 (287 amino acids)
Source: RefSeq, a predicted model, not a curated record